AACAGAAGCUAGUAUCUGGGUGGCCGACGAACUCUAAAUUGCGGUGCGUCUGCGAGUGAUUUAUUCUUUACACUUGUUUGUAGAAAGAUCACACCAAAAGAACAAAGAUGCCACCCAAGCCAGCAGUAAAAGCCAAGACGACGGCUCCUGGACAAGGUGCUGCUCCUAAAGGCCGAGUUGCUCCGAAAGGCCAUGCAAGACCUGCAGCAGCCAAGGAUGGAGAUGAUGCCACUGAGAUGGGAGAUGGAACAGAUGCAGAUGAAUGGAUGCAGGCCAAGACACUGGUGAAGCCAGAUGAUCAGCUGGACUUGACCGAAGCUGAACUGAAAGAAGAGUUUACAAGAAUUCUGACUGCCAACAAUCCUCAUGCACCUCAGAACAUUGUCAGAUAUAGCUUCAAGGAGCGACAAUUCAAACAAACUUCAAGUGUUGAUCAGUUGGCAAUUCACUUUGCGUUGGAUGGAAAUUUAUUGCACAAAGAUUCUGAUGAAGCUAGACGUCAGAUGUCAAAGGCCAGUCCCGCUGAAGCUGCAAGUGAACCUGCAGUCAGUGAGAUGGGUGAGGAUAAGAGUGGAGCUGCCACAGCUGAGGGAGGGGCACCUGCUGCUGAAGGAGAGGCCGCCGAGAAAGAAGCCGAGGGUAAGGAAGAAGCAAGGGAUGAUUCUGCAACCCCUGCCCCUGCUGCUGGAAGUGGUGGGGACGGCAAACUGACCAAUCAGUUCAACUUCAGUGAGAGGGCUUCUCAGACCUACAACAACCCAUACAGGGAGAGAGGAACGGCCACGGAACCUCCGCCCAGGGCUACUUUCUCUGGCAACGUUACCCAGUGGGAGAUUUUUGAUGCUUACCAAGAUGAUUUUGACAAACAGGAAAAGAACAAGGAAAAGAAGGUGGUGCCUGGAAGAAAAGAGGAAGAAAAGACAAGGAAAAAGCUGGCAAUCUCAGAAACACAGGGAGAUGAUAUCAAUCGUAUCUCCACAUCAGCCAGAAUUGUGGAGAGAAUGGUCAACCAGAACACCUAUGAUGAUAUUGCUCAAGAUUUCAAAUACUGGGAGGACACAUCAGAUGAAUACCGUGAUGCGGAGGGUACCCUCUUGCCCCUCUGGAAAUUCUCUCAUGAGAAGGCAAAGAAACUGGCUGUGACCUCUCUUUGCUGGAACCCCAAAUAUAAUGACCUGUUUGCUGUGGCCUUUGGCUCAUAUGACUUUGUGAAACAGGGCAUUGGUAUGAUCCUUUACUUCUCCGAGAAGAACCCCUCUUACCCAGAAUUUAUCUACAACGUUGACAGUGGGGUCAUGUGCUUAGACAUCCACCCUGAACAUCCUUACUUACUGGCAGUGGGAUAUUAUGACGGCAGUGUCGGGGUCUACAAUGUGGUGGAGAACCAAGACGGCCCAAUUCAUCGCUGCACCGCGAAAAAUGGCAAACACACUGAUCCAGUCUGGCAGGUCCGCUGGCAGAAAGAUGAUUUGGACAACAACUUGAACUUCUUCUCUGUGUCAUCAGAUGGCCGCGUUGUGAACUGGAUUAUUGUCAAGAAUGAGUUGACCUAUCAGGACAUUAUUAAGCUGACAAUUCCUGAAACUGCAGCUGAGGGGCCAGAUGGAACAAAAUUGACAUCAGUUGGUUGCGGUACAGCAUUUGACUUCCACAAGAAGACAGACUAUCUGUUCCUGGUGGGGACUGAGGAGGGGAAAGUACAUACCUGCUCCAAGGCUUACACCAGUCAGUUCCUGGACACCAUUGAUGCCCACCACAUGGCCAUCUACAGGGUGGCCUGGAACCACUACCACAACAAUGUCUUCAUCACCUCAAGCGCUGACUGGACUGUCAAGAUCUGGGAACAGAACACCAGCUACCCAUUGUUCACAUUUGACCUGAACAGCUCAGUGGGUGAUGUAGCCUGGGCCCCAUAUUCCUCUACGGUGUUUGCUGCCGUCACUGCUGAUGGAAAGGUUCAUGUGUAUGACUUAAGCGUGAACAAGUAUGAGCCAGUGUGUGAACAAGUUGUGGCUCAGAAAAAGAAGACCAAGCUCACCCAUAUAGCCUUUAACCCCGUGCAUCCCAUUAUCAUCGUUGGGGAUGACAGAGGCAAUGUUACAAGUCUGAAGCUGUCUCCCAACCUCCGUAAAAUGCCAAAGGAGAAGAAGGGUGUUGUCCUUGACCAGGCUCAGAAAGAGGCAGAACAAGUCGCCAAGCUGGAGAAACUGUUAUCAAUGGUGCGUGAACCCAUCGAUUCCAAGAAGAGUUAACUGCACCUCUGAUCGCUGGAUAUCAUCACGGGAGGAAACUGUCACACUUGUCUGACCUACACGAGGAGAGUGGUGUUGGGACUUCCGUAGAAAGCAGAGUCCAAAGACAGUACCCCAUCUCAUACUGUACAUACAAUGUUGAUACCAAAUGUGUAAUAUUGAAGCACUCUUCAUGCUUUAUCCGUCCAUUCCAUUUGGCACAAGAGGUUUUCCCUUAGAUUCACAUUUCUUAAAAACAUUCCUGGCAAAUUCAGAGAAUACCCAGAUAAUACACACACAUACACCUAAUAAAAUAUUAAAUAUGUAUGUAUGUGUAUAUGGUCUGGUAAUUUUGAACCAGAAUGACAUAAUUCACAAAGUCGACAUUUGUACACAGUACUCAGAUGCAUGCCCUGAUACAAGUGUAUUACUUUAAGAUUUGUUCUAUUCAGCCCCAGUUUAAAGGACAUCUCCACUGUACUCUUUUGUCUGUCUGUCAUUAUAAAGCAAGUUAAAUAUUUUAUGUUCAGUCCAGUGAAAUGACCAUUGUACAUGUACAAGAAUUUCUUUCAACUUAUCGAAAUGUUGGUGAGUUUUAAGUGUGAUGUUUAUGCGUAAUUUGGCUGGGUUGUAUAUUCUUCGGUUUGUGCAUGUUACAUUCCUCUCCAGCAUUCGCUAUGUUUUAUUCGUUGAUAAAUGUUAAGGUCUUUGCUGUUGUUGAAUACUUGUGUAUAUUUAUUAUAUAUGCAUCUAUACAUAGAUAUAUAAUUUCAAAUAAAUUGUAUAUAAUAUCCA
Liolophura sinensis is the source of this 3026-nucleotide messenger RNA. Its product is annotated as dynein intermediate chain 2, ciliary-like. Gene Ontology annotation, molecular function: dynein light chain binding; dynein heavy chain binding. Gene Ontology annotation, cellular component: outer dynein arm. The record is from RefSeq and is a predicted model, not a curated record. Gene Ontology annotation, biological process: cilium movement; outer dynein arm assembly. The transcript has 20 exons. NCBI's taxonomy places the organism in Eukaryota, Metazoa, Mollusca, Polyplacophora, Chitonida, Chitonidae. Bases 108 to 2252 code for a protein of 714 amino acids.